AUGACGUCGUCGACCACGAUGAGCGACUGGAUCUUUACCGAAGCAGAGAUGCGCUCGACCCCGUCUUUGCGCGACGGCAUGAAGUACAUGGACGAGCUCGUGCUCCGUCGCGACGCCUGUGACUUUAUCGAGAAGAUGGCGAAGGCGCUGGACAUGCCGAAACUCGCGCAGAUCAGCGCAGACAAUUACUUCCACCGCUUUUACAUGCGCCAGUCGCUCGUGCGGUACGACAAGUACCUGGUGGCGGCCGCGUGCGUGCUGCUGGGCUCGAAGGCGGAGGAGAGUCCCAAGAAGAUUGGCCACGUGGCGAGGGAGUACAUUGCGGUGCGGAAAGUGGUGGAGAAGGAUCAGGUGUUUGCUAUCCAGAAGCACGAUCCGCAGGUGAUCGCUGGCAAGAUUAUCUCGAUGGAAGGCACGUUGCUGCACAAUUUGGCGUACGAGCUGACGCUGUCGCAUCCGUACAAGUACAUAAAUGAAAAGGUGGACAAAGUGGUGCGGCUGCAGCAAUUGAGUGAAAACACGGCCAAGAUCCAGAGCAGUAAGAUCAAGCAGGUGGCAUGGUCGUUCUUGAACGACAGCGCGUACACAGUCGCGUGUUUGCGUCUAGAGUCGGUCGAUCUGGCAGCCGGUGCCGUGUACCUGGCCGGACUCUACGAGAGCUAUGUGCCGGACGACCUGUGCACAGCGAAGGGUCAGCCAUGGUGGAGUGUGUUGGCAACUCCGCUUCAUACCUUGCAAGAUGCGGCUCGCUACUUGCUCAACGCUUACAUGGCGCCGUACAUCAAAACGAACGUGCUUGCGGCGGGUCUGUCAAAGUUAGUCUACGCAUUCCACCCGCCGAAGCUGGUCGAAAGCCCCGCAUCGUUUGCCGAACUGGAUGCCGUGGAGCUGGAACAGUCGUCUCCUAUGGUGUCGUCGCCAAUGGACUCCGCCGUGUGCGUGACGUCUCCGGAAUGCGGCGGCAGCCAAGGCCGUUCACCGUACGACCACGACUUCGACCACGACGUGAAGACGCACGUCAAGGUCAGUGUGGAGAGUCCCCGCGAGGCGGCACAGCUUCCUGCGCCGCCUGCAUCGCUGCUGGACAGCUUCCCUGUUGCCAACGAUAGUUCAAGUGCUGACAAGUUGUUGGGAAGCGCAGCAGCGAUGCGAGUGGCGAGCACUGGACGACUGACGCGCAAGCGCGGUCACGACACCGAAAACACGUUUUGUUCCGAGAAAAAGUCAAAGUGCUGCUUGUAA
Molecule: messenger RNA, 1242 nt
Organism: Hyaloperonospora brassicae
Lineage: Eukaryota; Oomycota; Peronosporomycetes; Peronosporales; Peronosporaceae
Source: the annotation of a GenBank genome assembly